Molecule: messenger RNA, 480 nt
Organism: Aspergillus japonicus CBS 114.51
Lineage: Eukaryota; Fungi; Ascomycota; Eurotiomycetes; Eurotiales; Aspergillaceae
Exons: 2
Coding region: 118-438 (106 amino acids)
Source: RefSeq, a predicted model, not a curated record
GCAGCUGCUCUUCCAGCCGCCUUCCACCUUGUUGACACCGUCGCGACACACGACCGGUCAAUGAAGCGCAGUUGAUAAGAAUUGCAUUCUACAAGCUGCUAACUUACCCUCGUCACCAUGCAAGUAGCGGAAAUCCUCUCCGAUCUCACGUCGCUGCGCGUCUGUGAUUACAACGAUGCUCUGGCACUCGUGACCAUUCAAGAGAGAUUGGAAUCUCGCCCCGAAGAGAUACAAUCACAGCCCAGCAACAGGGAAGAAACACCGGCUAUACAGACGGAACAGGACCAGCUCCGUCAAGCAAAGGAGUUAGUGGAGCUGCAUCACGAUGUCAAGGCCAGGCAUGCUUUUGGGACCGUGGAUGAAGAGCUAGCUAAGCUGAGGGAAGAUGUCCGACGGGUCUUGCUGGAGCUAAAGCCCCGUGCAGCGGUACCAGAAUGAAAGCACACAUAUCAAAUCAUCAACGUCUUACGUGGGGCUGUC